Molecule: messenger RNA, 1743 nt
Organism: Cooperia oncophora
Lineage: Eukaryota; Metazoa; Nematoda; Chromadorea; Rhabditida; Trichostrongylidae
Source: the annotation of a GenBank genome assembly
AUGCCGGGACGUCUGCGGCGGGUUACCAUUUAUGAGACUGCCGGACGGUUUUACCUAGUAGGAUGUGAUGCCUCGGGAAUGCGAUUCAAAGUGCUGAAGAUUGAUCGGAUUGACUCCAAGGCGUUGCUCACUGGUGAGCCUGACUCUGACUAUUCCAAAGAGGAAAUAUUGGAACUUCUCGCAACUAUCACCGAAGGCAGUUCAGUUGUGUACCGUUCAUCUGCCGGAUCGAAUUCCAAGUCAAAUCGCAAAGGAUCUCCCGGUCUUAUUGAGAGGAUAAGUAAUGCAUUUGGUAUACUGGGAGUGGUACGAUUCGUAGAAGGAUAUUACCUAAUAGUUGUAACUAAGGCAAAUAUAAUAGCCUGUUUUGGAUAUCAUUCCAUCUAUAAGAUUGCUGAGGUGGCAAUGAUUUCUAUAGCAAUGGAUGGUCUAUCAACCUCAACUGAGGAGCAGCGUUACGUCAAACUAUUCCAGUCUGUCGAUCUCUCCACGGAUUUCUACUUUUCAUACACGUACGAUCUGAGCCGAUCUCUACAAGAAAAUGCCCUUUCGGCGAAGUGGGAUGAGGACGGAGAGCGAAUUCUUAAUUCUGACAAGAAAUUUGUUUGGAAUACCUUCCUCCUGAAGCCCCUUCGCGACAAUUUGGUUAGUGAGCAGUGGUUUCUGGAAAUCGUCCAUGGUCAUGUAGGACAACAAUUAAUUGAUCUGCCAUUUACAAAGCUUUCACUGACAUUAAUCGGUCGGCGAUCUGCUGAGUACGCGGGUACGAGGUUUUUGAAGAGAGGAGCCAAUCAGAAAGGAAGCGUCGCGAACGAUGUCGAAACUGAACAAGUUCUCUGGGACGUGUCCUCAUCUCCGAACUUCAGCUUGGGAAGGUUUUCUUCAUUUGUACAAAGACGUGGCUCUGUUCCUUUGAGGUGGUCACAAGAUCCAGCCACAAGAGGUGUCGUCGGAAAGCCGCUUAUUUUGGUAGAUAUCCAUGAGCCUCACGCUCAAACUGCGGCAGCACACUUUCGUGAACUUCGGAAAAAAUACGGAAAUCCAGUGGUUGUCAUGAAUCUUGUGAAAAGGAAGGAAAAACGCCGACAUGAGAGUUUGCUGCAUGAUCAGUUUUUGAAGGCUGUGAACUAUCUUAACCAGUUUCUUCCACCGUCCGAACAUAUUGCAUACUUGAGCUUUGAUGUUGCUCGGUGCAACAAGGCUUCCACAGUGUCUUCGAAUGUGCUGACCAAGUUGGAGGAGAUUGGCUUCAAAGCAGUACAAGCUCAUGGAUGGUUCCAAUCUUUUCCAAUGCCGUACACUCGCUCAAUGGAUCAUCGAUCAGCUCUUCCUGAUUUCAAGCCGGUCUUUUCAUCGGAUGGGCGUUUUCUUAUUCAACAUGGAAUAAGCAGGACAAACUGUGUCGACUGCUUGGACCGCACCAAUGUUGCACAAUUCGGAAUAGGUCGUGUAGCAUUGGCUUGUCAACUAUACGCUAUGGGAGUCCUAGAUUAUCCUUCGUUGUCCCUUCAAAGUGACCUGUGCCGCGCCUUCGAAGAUCUAUUCGAUGACCACGGCGACACAAUGGCGUGGCAAUAUGCUGGGAGUCAACUGGUACAUUCCAUAAAAACCUACAAAAAGACUGCUGCCCUUCAGGAACGAAGUAGGGAUGUUAUUCAAACAUUAUCACGGUACUACAGUAAUACCUUUGGUGAUUAUGAUAAGCAAGCGGCGAUCAACCUCUUCUUAGGAAUGUUUAGGUAA